UGUUUACUAGAGUUACAUAAAGAGGCUGUGUUUAUGUAUACGACUGAACUGGAGACAGUCGUGUCAUUUUGUUACCGGGCCUUUGAUGGUUCAAACUAUGAUGUCAGAAGUGCAGUUGCUAAGUUACUUGGAGUAUUGCUUGCCACAACACAAACAUGUACACUAAGAGAUCCUAAGUUGAAGAGGACCGGUAUGGUAGAUGCUUUGAAUUUACUUGCUUCUGGCUUUGUCAAAGGACCAUCAGGUCUCUUUAAAGGUAGCACUGGAGGAGAGUAUCUAAAGAGUGGCACAGUAAACAGGGAGGUUCGGGUUGGUGUGACACAU
Messenger RNA from Anneissia japonica, 324 nucleotides. RefSeq names its product HEAT repeat-containing protein 5B-like. The record is from RefSeq and is a predicted model, not a curated record. The transcript has 2 exons. The annotation marks the transcript as partial. NCBI's taxonomy places the organism in Eukaryota, Metazoa, Echinodermata, Crinoidea, Comatulida, Comatulidae. Gene Ontology annotation, biological process: intracellular protein localization; endocytosis; retrograde transport, endosome to Golgi. Gene Ontology annotation, cellular component: membrane; Golgi apparatus; endocytic vesicle.